This is a messenger RNA of Saxophila tyrrhenica, 1179 nucleotides long. RefSeq lists its product as uncharacterized. NCBI's taxonomy places the organism in Eukaryota, Fungi, Ascomycota, Dothideomycetes, Mycosphaerellales, Extremaceae. The transcript is spliced from 2 exons. Bases 1 to 1179 code for a protein of 392 amino acids. The record is from RefSeq and is a predicted model, not a curated record.
AUGGAAUUGGGAUCAAGAGACGCAUCAACCCCAACGAUAGCACAAAACGACAUAGGCUGGCAAGCACUCGCCCCCGCCCUCGCCUGCACCCUCCUCGCAACUCUCGUCGUAGCAGCACGCUGGUACACCCGCUGCAGAAUCGCCAAAUGCACCGGCCCCGAUGACUGGAUCAUCUUGCUCUCCCUCAUCUUGUCCAUCGCAAUGACCGCCCUCAUAGGCGCCGAAGUCCACUCCGGUGUCGGGCGGUACGACGCCGACGUCCCUGCCACCACGGUCGCGAAGCUGGUGGUCGCGACGAACGAUCUGUGGAUUUUGGUGGUUAAUGUCACCAAAGCGUCCAUUCUCACGCAAUACCUACGCAUCUUCAGCAGCCGGGUGAUAAGGAUGUGUUGCAUCAUCCUGCUGCUGUGUCUCUUGCCGGCGGUCGCUUGGGGCGUGUUCGGCGGCACGUUCCUGUGCAGUCCGGUAGCGAAGCUGUGGGAUCCGAGCAUGGAGGGGAGUUGUAUGAGCGCUGUGGAUUACUGGUACUCCGUGGCUGGGAUAGACAUCGGGCUGGACUUCCUCAUCCUGCUCCUACCGCUCCCCGCUAUCGUACGGCUGCGCCUACCACGCAAGCAGAAACUCGGCUUAGUCCUGGUGUUCCUGCUGGGCUUCUUCGUGUGCGUCGUCAGCGUGGUGCGUGUCUGCACCGUCCUGGUCUCCUCGCUGAAGGGGGACUACGUGGCUUCGGGCGUCUGGGCAAUCGUGUGGUCGGCGGUGGAGGCGAAUGUGGGGAUCGUGUGUGCGUCGUUGUUGGCGCUGAAGCCGCUGGUGGUGAGGUGGUGGCCGGGGGUGUGGGUGGAGGAGGAGGUGCCGAAACAUUGUUUGCGGUUGCCGAGGGUUGAGACGGAGGUGGGGGAGGAGGAGAAGGAGAUGGUGGCGGAGGAUACGAGGGCGACGAGCAUGCCUGUGUCGCCGAGUAAGGGGAGCCAGAGCUGGAGUCGGAGGGACACGGUAAAGACAAUGUCGUCGAAUGGCUCCGUCAGCUCGCCGUGGAGUGCUAAAGUUGGAGGGUGUCCUAUCGAGGCUGGAAGAAGGGAGGGACUAAGUUUGUUCGAUGUGCUGCACGAAGAGGCAAGCUUGGCUCGUAUACCGUCAAGGCCGGAACGGAGUAAGAUGCAUAUGCAUAGAUGGGAGUAG